Molecule: messenger RNA, 861 nt
Organism: Aspergillus ibericus CBS 121593
Lineage: Eukaryota; Fungi; Ascomycota; Eurotiomycetes; Eurotiales; Aspergillaceae
Exons: 5
Coding region: 1-861 (286 amino acids)
Source: RefSeq, a predicted model, not a curated record
AUGUCAGUAACAAUUCAUUCAAAGGUAGUCGAACUCGAUCACUUGAUUCCAAGAGUAGUGGAUCAUGACCGGGAAGACUCGGAUGUGGAGAACCUCAUCCCUUGGGUCUUCCAACAAUCCGACACAGCCGAUGAAGGAGACAGCACAUUUAGCUGGCCUGACGGGGACACCAACUUCCAUCUCUUCUUCAAUGAGUUAUCUUCCUACCGUGCAGAACUAGAAGCCUAUGGUGUGUACCAUGCAAGCAAGCGAACAAUCACCAUGCCCCGAAAGAGUUGGCGAAUAGCCGGGCGAGAGCGGUUCCGAUAUUUUAUCAAUUCGCAGUGCAUUUUGUCGAGAUUAUUGUUGGAGGGGAUUUAUUUGAGUUUGGAUGAUGUUCAAGCCUGGAAUCUAGAUUGCAAGGUGAGGUUUACUACAUCACCCCGUGAGGUAAAGUAUACCAUCGGCGGAACCCGAUAUGUGACGCGACUAGAGGGAGCCGCGGUCAUCGGACCACGAGAUCAGUAUCUUCCUAUCAUUACUUUUACUGGGUGGUUCCCAGGCCAAACCUGGGAACAAUACCUCAUUGAAAUACUCAGCGCGAUGCUGGGCCAGAUGACGCAAAACCUGGACAUUCUGAAGACCGGGUUCCAAGAUCGAGAAGUGUUCGUGGUUGGGUUCCAUGGUCCGUACCUUCAUAUCGUGCGGGGGUUCUUUCCGAAGGAUCUGAUUGCGAGGGUCCAUGCAGAGGGGUACGCAGGAAAUGAGGUUUUCCAUUUGGAGUUUACGCGGGGCUAUUAUUUGUGGUCGAAAGGAGAUUGGCUAGAUGCGACCCGGGCGUUGACGCGGUUGCUUCGAUAUCUUCUAGGGGUGCAGAGAUAG